AGUUGAGUUGAGUCAGAUGAGGUUGGAAAUAUAGUUGUGAUACUAGCAAAUACAUGGAUUAGGUAUAAAUGCCUUUUACCAUGGAUCAAAAACACCAAGAUGUCUUAAGGCAAAUGCGACAGAACAUAAUCGAUGACUUGGAUGUUUACAAUGGAAUAAUAUUGCCUUUAACAACCGAAUAUAUUUUAAGAGAAGAAGAUGUAAAUGAUAUCAAAAGGGGAAAAACAAAGGAAGAGAGGGCUCAGAUGUUACUAGAUUUACUUCCCAAACGUGGAUCUCAUGCAUUUGAAGUCUUUCAUCAAUCAUUAAGACAUCAAUAUUGGUGGUUAAGUGAUGAAAUUGAUAAAUUACUGGAACCAACUGCAUCUGGGAUUACUUCCAGUGACACCCUAUUCGUUUAUCCAAAUAUGCAACCAGUAUCGCCAUUAACAGUAACAAGAGAUGAAAUGGUGGAAAAGUUGAAAAAUGCAUUAUGCGAUUUACAACCUAACGGAUAUAUAGCUCUUCAUGGAAUGAAAGGUUUUGGAAAGUCUUGUCUUACUGCUAGUACACUAAAGGAUAAAAAUUUGACAUUGAAACUAUUUAACAACGAAAUUUAUUGGAUUAAAUUUGGAUACAAACGUAGUAUUAAUGAAGAAAUACUAAUUCAAUUAAAUAAUCUUUAUCAUCAAAUUAAAAAUUUAAAUACUUUAAUAGAGACUGUAAAUUCAGAACCACUGGAGAAAUCGUUAAAGCAAACAUUAGAAAAUCAUUUCAGAAAACCAGUUCAUCAGCAUGCUUUAUUAAUUUUAGAUGAUGUUUGCCAUAAAGAAAUUGUUGAUAAAUUUGAUUUUGCAUGUAAAACACUAGUUAUAACUCCUGACAUUGGAGUAUUAAGUAAAAGAAGUUAUAUCGUUGUAACUAUGGAUCAUGGCUUUACCGAAGGGGAAACUUUAGGCCUAUUCGCUAAAGUUCUUGAUAUCAGUGUUGAUCGAUUACCUUUAGAAGCAAGAUUAAUUCAUGAAGAAUGCAAAGGAAUGCCAUUACUUAUUGCUAUGUUUGCUGCACAAUUUGAAAACUUUAAACAUGAUAUGAAACACCAUAAUGGACGAUGGGAAUAUUAUCUCAAUUGCUUACGCACUAAAAAUGCAAAAAACAAAGUUAUCGAAGAAUUUAUGAAGAUUCAAGAAGCAACGUUUGACAUGUGUAUCGAUCAAUUGAAAAAAGAAAUGAAAGAGCGCUAUGAAAAUCUUGCUAUAUUUAGCGAAGAUGUUAAUAUAAUGCCUAAGACUUUAGAAAUUUUAUGGGAAGAGGAACCAUAUUCUGUCGAUGAUCAAAUGUUAGAUUUUUGCCAUAAAUCACUAGCUGCAAAAAAAUGGAACGACGAUUUACGAAGCUAUAUAUAUGGUGUUCAUGAUUUGUUAUUGUGCCAUCUUAGAAAGAAGCUAACCUCUACACAAUUACGAGAUAAGCACAGGGUAUUCAUUGAAAAAUAUAGAAAAUAUUGUAAUGGAGAUUUUUCAAAAUUACCAAAUGACAAUUAUAGUUUAUCUUACAUUGGGCACCACCUCGAGCAAGCAGAAAUGUUUGAAGAGUUUGCAUCGCUGUAUAUGAAUUUUGAUUUUCUUCAAGCAAAGAUUAAUUACACCGGUUUGAGUGAUUUGUUCAUCGAUUUAAAAAAAUAUAGAAAAUACAUAACAAAUAAUGGAGAUAAAAUUAUAGAAUCAAAUCUUGUAGAUCUAGAAAAAUUUUUAGAGAGUCAAGCAAAUACCUUAGCAAAACAUCGACUUAUGAAGUGCUUAGAUUUAGUUCAGAUUGCUUUAGAUCAUCCAGAUAAAGGAUUUGUUAAAGAUACUGCUAAAAGAUUAGCUUUAUCUAGAUCAUUUUCUCUAUACUUAUCUCAUCAAAGAAAUGUCAUGACUAAUCCGUACUUGAAUUUUUGCGAAGAAGUCAUCACUAAUGCAAGCACUGUAGUCUUUACUAAUGAACCAAAUCACAUAUUAGUUGGAAGUCACGAUGGACAAAUAAUUCUUUGGGACUGUGACAAUCGUAAACCAAAAAUUUUUAGCGGUCAUAAUAAAAAAUAUGCUAUUAAAAAAAUUGUUUUAUCUUUGCCUGGUGAUUACUUUCUGGCGUUGAGUGAAGAUGGUGUUUUAAAAUUGUUUGCAUUGAGUGAAAAUGAAUAUACAAGUAAUGGCCUGAACAUUCCCGUGCAAAAUCCCCGCCAUAAGCAAACAUUUUGGACUGGCUUCUUUGAAACUACGCACGAUGAUAGUUUGAAAACAUUUUCUGUUCAUAAUGAGAUAAUUACUGACAUGAAAUUUGCCCAAACAAAUAAUAAAAUUGCUGUUUGUACAACUGUAGGAACUGUAAUGUUGUGGGAUGAAAAUGGAAAUUUUGAGUGGCAAGACAAGUACAAACAUCAUCGUUUUGGAGGUGUAUCUUUUACUACAAUGGACAAUUUACUUCACGUAAUGGAUGAGACAAUUUCUGUUGUUAGAAUUUACAAAAAGAACCAAGAACGUGGUUAUACAUAUGUUUCUCAAUUUAAUUUACAACUUAAUAAUCCAAGAGUCAUUUAUUUUUCUAAACAUCCAAUGGAAGAUAAUUGCUUAGUUAUUGUCACUGAUAAAACAGCCUUAUAUUUCAAAUGGUUCUACAAUAACAACGAGCAUAUUCAUAGUUACGAGAAAUAUAUAAAAACCGAAGAAAAAAAUAAACAUACACAUUAUGUUGCCGCAACAUUAACUUACGAUGCAAGAUAUUUAAUUAUCGGUAACUCAAAAGGCAUAAUUAGUGUGAUGAAGGCAUUUAAUCCUGAUGAUUUGAUAACAUAUUUUAAAGGUUACGUUACAUCAUUGGAUUCAUAUUGGAUGGAUUACGAAGAUUUUCAUUUAAUAUGUGGUAGUGAGAAAAGAUGGAUUUAUAGAUGGAGAAUUGGAGCUGAUGAAAAACCAAAGUCAGUUAAAAAACUAUUGUUUGACGCAAAAAUGGAAAAUUUAGGCAAGGAAAAUACAGUAGUGUUAAAAACAUCUCCAAGUACAAUAACUGCUUAUAACGGGAAAAAAAUAAUUACUAAGAUUGAGUCACAUCAUGGGAAAAUUAUGAGCAUAAAUCUUUAUGAUAAUGCACAAAAACUUAUUUACAUUACAGAAACAGGUUCCGUUGUCAUAUACAGUAUGCUCACUGAAAAAUCAACACAAAUAUCAAAGCUUGAUUCCGUUGAUAGUUUUAUUAAUGUGAUAAAAAUUGAGAAUAAUUAUAUGGUGUUGUGCAGAGCUAUAAAUAAUAGUUUACAGGUAUGGAGAAACAUCAAAAUAUCUCAAUUGAUCGAGGGCUCUGGUCAUGUCAUUUUUGUACAUAAAAUAACUGAAAAUUGCGCAUUGACUGUAGCGAAAAGUGGCAAGAUGAAAUAUUGGAUUAUUGAAGAUUUUAAAUGGCGAGAAUUAUACGAAUUUACGGAUAACGAUGGCACGAUUAUAUAUAGUUGUUUAAGUAGUCUUAAAUUAUUCUUAGCAGUGUUGAAAGAUGAAUCGAAAGUAGUAAUUUAUAAAAUGCCAAAUAUUGAAAAUGAACAAUCAGACAAUAUGAAAAUAGAAUGUUACAUGAAAUAUCGUUACAAACAGCAAUUAAAUUCAUGUCAAUUUUCUCAAGAUGAGAAAUAUUUGGCUUUGGCACUAGAUGGUGGAGACAUAUGUAUAAUCGACGUUUUGGCACAAGCUGAAUUGGGCAGAUUAUCAUUACACUGCAGUACCGUUACACAGCUGCACUGGUCGCCCGUAUCGAUUGGUGUGCCUAUUCUUCUGUCUGUAAAUUGUGACGAGUUGGCCUGGUGGAAUGUGGCUUUUCUCAAGAGUCCCGACAAAAGUCAAAAUCGACGUAGUCGGAUGGGUUUCAGUCGUAGUAUUAGUAAUCCGACUGUUGGCAUAAGUCCGCGUUCAAGCUGCAAGAUUCCAAGCAGCCAGAGUGCCGAAUUAUCAGCUGUUGGGGAGAAAGUCUCGACGCUAUUACUAAACGUUGAUGAAUACUGGAAUCGCAAACUGGCUAAGAGCGGUAAUCCUGAAAGACCAGCGUUACUCGGUUGCGUGCAACUUCCCUCGAGUUGUACGGACAAGCUUGAAUUUUUAAUGCUUAAUAAGGAUAAUUAUUGGGUUGCUACUUGA
Molecule: messenger RNA, 4142 nt
Organism: Ceratosolen solmsi marchali
Lineage: Eukaryota; Metazoa; Arthropoda; Insecta; Hymenoptera; Agaonidae
Product: apoptotic protease-activating factor 1
Exons: 14
Coding region: 69-4142 (1357 amino acids)
Biological process (GO): regulation of apoptotic process
Molecular function (GO): protein binding; ADP binding
Source: RefSeq, a predicted model, not a curated record